Molecule: messenger RNA, 1575 nt
Organism: Emiliania huxleyi CCMP1516
Lineage: Eukaryota; Haptophyta; Isochrysidales; Noelaerhabdaceae
Exons: 1
Coding region: 1-1575 (524 amino acids)
Biological process (GO): carbohydrate transmembrane transport
Cellular component (GO): membrane
Molecular function (GO): carbohydrate transmembrane transporter activity
Source: RefSeq, a predicted model, not a curated record
AUGUUUGGCACAAACUACAUUCCGGUGCGGAGGACGGAGAUCCACGACGGCUCGCACUUCCAGUGGAUGAUGGCCAACGGCAUCCUUGCUGUCGGCACCGCGGCGCAGCUGGCUUACGGCGGCGGCGUGCUCACGCUCGGCCUCGUCGGAGGCGCGCUCUGGUCUAUUUCAAACUAUUUCGUACUGCCCGUCGUCAAGCUGCUCGGGCUCGGCGUCGGCUUCUCUCUCUACCACGUCGUCAACCUUGUCGUCGGGUAUGCGGUGGGUCGGUACGGGCUCUUUGGCACGCCCGUGUCCCACCUGGCAUCGCCCGAGCUUAGCGACGCCUCUAUCGGCAUCCUCGUCCUCUCCUUCGCCUUCAUGAUUGCGGUCGAGCCAAGCAUGGAGGACGGCGAGCCAGACUCUGCGGUCGAGCCAAGCAUGGAGGACGGCGAGCCAGACUCGUGGGAGGGCGAGCAGCGCUGGCCAGCGGUGGCGCCGAGUUCGCGCGGCACAGACCUCGCCGUCGAGGAGUCGUCCCCAUACACGCGGCUGGGAGGCCUCACGACGACGGGCGGCGCGCGCCUGCCGCAGACUCCCACGCCCGCGGCCAUCGACAUGACGCGGGCCGACUCGUGGCAGCGAGCACCCGAGGCCGUGCGAGACCUGGCGCGGCGAAACGAGGACACCGAGACGAUCCAGCGCGAGCGCACGGCGAGCACUCACAUGGCGUCGCGGGAGAUGCAGCUCCUCUACCCCGAGAUCGGGACGGCGUCGGCGCUCGCGCAGCCGGGCGGCUUUCGGCGCGCGCACCUCGCCGAGAGGCAGGCCGCCGUCGCGGGCGUCGGGGCGGUGGCUUACGCGGAGACGAGGCUGGAGAGCAAGCAGCCCGCGGCCCCGCUCCACGUGAGCGGGAUGCUCAAGGACGCCUUCUCGCCCGCCACACCGGGUGAGCACUGGGUCGGGCCGUACAGCGGCGCAGAGGCCAAGCGCGAGCCCUGGUCGCCUGCGACAACGCCCCGGGCGCUGCAACCGACGGCGCAAGCGUCGGCGGCGAAGCUGGCGGCGGCGACGAAGCCGACGGGCGGCAAGCUGCUGGGCGUGCUUCUCGCCAUCGUGGCCGGCGCCCUGUGCGGCGUCAACGCCGUGCCCUUUGACCUCUGGAACGCCCAGCGCGGCCCAGACACGCGGCCGAUGGCGUUCCUCUUCUCGCAGACGCUCGGCACCUGGGCCACCGCCUCGGUCAUCUACCACCUCGUCGGCGCCUGGGCCAUCUGCACCGGCACGUCGGUCCCAAACGCCGCGAUCCGCCCCGCGUACCUCUCGGGCAUGAUGUGGGCCGUCGGCGAGUCGGCGCAGUUCGUCUCGCUCGACGCGCUCGGCAUGUCGCAGGGGUACGUCUUUGGCGCGAUCGGGCCGGUCAUGCUUUCGUCGGUGAUCUCGUGCGUCUGCUUCAACGAGAUCCGCGGGCGGAGGAACUUGCUCGGCUUCGGGCUCGCCCUCGCCCUCCAGGUGGCGGGCGUGGUGAUGCUCGCCGUCGGGAGCGGCGCCAGUGCGGGGGGCGAGGCCGAGGUGGGGAGCGGGAUGGAGGAGUGA